Myotis daubentonii (Daubenton's bat) is the source of this 3934-nucleotide messenger RNA. It is a transcript of the gene CARNMT1, whose product is annotated as carnosine N-methyltransferase 1. The record is from RefSeq and is a predicted model, not a curated record. Gene Ontology annotation, biological process: carnosine metabolic process. Gene Ontology annotation, molecular function: carnosine N-methyltransferase activity. Lineage: Eukaryota; Metazoa; Chordata; Mammalia; Chiroptera; Vespertilionidae. Gene Ontology annotation, cellular component: nucleus; cytosol.
AGGCGGCCGCGGCUUGCCGUCGUCCCCUCGCCUGGUCUUGCGCGCUGGGUCUGGGAGCCGUGAAGACCCGGCGGAGCAUCCCGCGCGGCUGAGGCCGGAGGCCGGCGGAGGCGGGGCGCACCGCGAGCAGGGGGCGUGACGAGAGGAAGGCCGAACAGCCGCCACCACGCUUUCCUUCGCGGCGAGACGCAAGCGAGCCAGGCUGAGGGCCGCGGCAGCGAUGCAGCGACGGCGGCGCCUCUCGCCGCCCGCCUCUCGGCUGCGGGAGGACGGCGGGGGCGGGGGCGGGGGCCGCGACGGGAGCGGGGAGGUGGAAGUGCAGUUCUCCGCCGGGCGUUUGGGCUCGGUCGCGGUGGACUCGGCGGCGGCGGCGGCGGCGGCAGCCACGCGCAGCACGGAGGAGGAGGAGGAGAGGCUGGAGCGCGAGCACUUCUGGAAGAUCAUCAAUGCCUUCCGCUACUACGGCACCAGUAUGCAUGAGCGAGUGAACCGAACAGAAAGACAGUUUCGAUCACUUCCAGCUAAUCAACAGAAACUCCUUCCUCAGUUUCUUCUCCACUUGGACAAGAUCCGGAAAUGCAUUGAUCAUAAUCAAGAAAUACUACUGACCAUUGUGAAUGAUUGCAUACAUAUGUUUGAAAAUAAAGAAUAUGGAGAAAAUGGGAAUGGGAAGAUUAUGCCAGCAUCUACAUUUGACAUGGAUAAGUUAAAAUCCACAUUGAAACAGUUUGUGAGAGACUGGUGUGAAAGUGGAAAAGCAGAAAGGGAUGCCUGCUACCAGCCAAUCAUUAAAGAAAUUUUAAAAAAUUUUCCAAAAGAGAGAUGGGAUCCUUCUAAAGUAAAUAUUCUGGUACCUGGUGCUGGACUAGGAAGACUGGCCUGGGAAAUAGCUAUGCUAGGUUAUGCUUGUCAAGGAAAUGAAUGGAGUUUUUUUAUGCUAUUUUCUUCCAACUUUGUACUCAACAGAUGUUCUGAAAUUAAUAAAUAUAAGCUUUAUCCCUGGAUCCAUCAGUUUAGCAAUAACCGGAGGUCAGCUGAUCAGAUUCGACCCAUCUUUUUCCCUGAUGUUGACCCCCACAGUCUUCCUCCUGGUUCUAAUUUUUCUAUGACAGCAGGAGAUUUUCAGGAGAUAUACUCAGAAUGCAAUGCCUGGGACUGUAUUGCUACCUGUUUCUUCAUAGACACAGCUCACAAUGUAAUUGAUUAUAUUGACACAAUAUGGAAAAUACUCAAGCCAGGUGGAAUUUGGAUAAAUCUAGGUCCUCUGCUCUACCACUUCGAAAAUUUGGCGAAUGAACUUUCCAUAGAAUUGAGCUAUGAGGAUCUAAAAAACGUUGUUCUGCAGUAUGGAUUCCAGCUAGAGGUGGAAAAAGAAUCUGUCUUGUCAACAUACACUGUGAAUGACCUCUCCAUGAUGAAAUACUACUAUGAAUGUGUCUUGUUUGUGGUUCGUAAACCACAAUAAUGGUCUCAAGUGAUAUCACCAGGAAAAAAGUUUAAUAAGAGCAAAUCCUGAAAUAAACAACUCAAAAUCAACUAUCAAAUGACAGGACACAGCCUCAAAUCAGUGGUGCCUUCUUAUUCCUAACAAAGUUUAGAAAUAGUGUCUAUUUUCUUAAUAUGUCUAUUGCUUUUUCAGAAAUAUACUAUGCCAUGAAUAUUUGUACUACACAAGUAAAAGUGGAGGAAGUAUCUUUGAGUUUACUUUUUCCUUGAAACCCAGAAUUGUCUUUCAGUAGAAAAAACUUUAUCUCUAGUGUUUUCAUGAAGCUGUCCGUUCCAAGCUGCCAUGCUAAUGACUAAUAGUAUUGAAGUAAUAACCUCCUUUUUUUUUUUGUAUGUAUUGCACAUGUUAUUUUUAGAAGAGUCUAAGGAUCCUCUUAUUCAUCAUCUGGAAUUGAGACUUUUAUUCACUUGGACCUAAGCAAUCUAUACAUAAAAUGUGUGUCUUUUAUUCUUUUAUUCACAUCUUUUUUUUUUUCUAGCUCAGUUGAACUUAGGGAAGCAUCAAACCCUUCAUUUUUAUGAAUUAUUGAACUUAAGAGUAUCACUGGCCAGUAAAAAUGCAUUGAAAUAACCAAGCAAUUAGUAAGUCUUUUGGCCUCACUAAACUGAACACUUUCUGAAAGCGUAUUCAUCAUGGAUCACUCUGAAAUGUAUGAAGAUCUUAACAAUCUGAGUAAAAAAAAUCCUUUAUUAAAGGUACUGUUAGGAAACUGGGGAAAUAAGAAUAAAAUCUGCUCAUUUGAAAUGAUUUCAAACUAUAAAUGAAUACAGUCUGUCAGUGAGAUGUUUACAAUAAUGUCUUUUCUUUAGAUUACCUGGAUACAAAAGCAAGCACUUUUUUUUUCAUUAAAACAACUAUAUACUAGUAAAAACUGUCAUGAUAGUAUUAACAUGGAGAAAUUUUGAGUAUGAAAUUCAGGGAUAAAUUACUGUCCAUGUCUGUGUCUUCAAUAUUGUAAGCAGCAGCCAUUAAUAUAAUUUCAGAUUAACACCAAUUUUGUUCCCUGAUAGCUAGGGCUGAAACAGUCUAUGCUGUUUUAAAUUUCUACCUCUAGCAGAUCUUUAUUGGAGGGAGUUUUCCUUUGUAUUUUAUGUUAAUCAUUCUGUUUCCUGUAGCUUGGAAAGUAGAGAUGACAAAUAUAAUGUUUUAACCUUUUCUUGGAGAAAAGUAUGUUUGAAUAUUUUUAUAGGUAAUUGUGAUGGCAUUAAGCGACCUCUGUGGCAAUUUGGAUUAGACUUAAUCUCAGUAAUGUACUGGAAGCAUAAAUGUCAUGUUUUAUUAGGAAAACUUACUUGUAAGUUUACACCUUUAUAUGGUCAUUUGGGUUGGGGGAGUCACUACAUGAUUUGACAUCUUACCAAUAGGAGCUUUUCUGCAUAUAGUAAGGGAGCUCUUGUGCCCUUUAUGCAGUAAAGAAAUACAUGAAGCUAAUUUGACUUGUCGAUUUAUGGAAGCCUAUACCUAUUGAGGUUUUUUUGGUUGUUUUUAAUUAUUUCUCUUUUUUGGCAGAUGUUCUUUAGUGGGAAUUCUCAUUUUCUACCACAUGAAUAAACUUGAAAUAAAUUGCUCCCCAAAAUUAUUAUUAAGAAAGAGAAUUAAAAGGAACGUAGGUAUUUAAAAAAUCUACUGAAAGAAAUGCACGCUGGUUUUGAGUGUUUUAGAAAAGCUCUUUAUUCACUGACUGUUAUUCACUUUUUUAUGUGUAUCAAAACAUGACCUUGUUCUUCUGAGGCAAAAACAAGUUGACACAUGGGUUGGCUUUAUUACUUAACACUUAUGAUAUCAGGUUUUAUUCUUUAAUAAUGUUACUUAUAUUUAUAAAUUAUAGCUUACAUUUUAGUUAAUUCUAAAAUCAGUUUUGUUUUUUAUUUCUCCCUCAUAUUAUGAAUAUUUUUAAUGUUCUACAUUGCUUUUUUUUUCUCAGAGCUUUUGCAGUUGAUAUAUUCUAAACUUGAAGAUUGUGAUAUUAAUCAGAAAUGGAAAUGUCACUGGAGGAUUUAAUUUUGUAUUUCUUAUAUGUAGUCCUACUAAAGUGUGUAAGCCUUAAAAGUAUUUUAAUUUUUCUUAAAUUAGCUUUAUACACAAAUGUUUUCAUUCAUUUUCAUAAAGCUGGAGGAGAUAGGCCAUUCUGCUUACUGGGUUUUUUGUGUUUUCCAUAAUCUGACUGAAGUAGUGCAGGUUAGGGUAUGUAAAGCAAGUGAGCAAAGUAGGACAUGUAAAAUAUAAAGAGAAGCUGUAUAAAUCACAGUAUAAAAUUAUGAAGUUUUGGAAUUGUAAAAUGUACUGUAUUUAUAUGUAAUUCUCAUUCUAAAAGAUGCCACAAAGGCUGAAUUGGAAGCUUCAUCUCUGCAUGAAAUUUCCUAUAUUUUUAUGUGUAUGAUGGACUUGAUUUUUCUUGAUUAAAGUCUGCCAAUUGCUAUGAAACAA